This is a messenger RNA of Porites lobata, 1951 nucleotides long. Lineage: Eukaryota; Metazoa; Cnidaria; Anthozoa; Scleractinia; Poritidae. The record is from the annotation of a GenBank genome assembly.
AUGGCACUGUUAGCGCUGUCUCUGGGUUACUUUCCUGUGCUAACCAGGUAUUUGAGCCCCCCUUCUAUGUUUAAUGAGGUAAAAUUAUAUGCACAAUUAGAAAUACUGGAUGGUAAAGCUUGGACAUCAUACCAUGAAAACUGGAUAACAAUAUCUGGUGAUGCUUUGCCUGCAUUGUUGCAAUAAAUAACAGUGUUUAGGGCGAAUGCAUGACUAGGUCCAGGUUCUUGUUAAGAGCCGGUAACCGGUAAUAUUUAUCGGCUAUUCACGUAAAUGUUACCAGCUAUCAUAAUCAAAAUGUUAUUGAGAUUUUAUUCUGAAGCCUUCAACAAUGACGCUUCUGUUCAAAAAUCACAUUUUUUAAAAAAAGUAUUAAUUAUUUUAAACAGUUUUCUCUGAUAAAACAUCGGAAGAAUAUCUACCAGAUGUUUUCACUUUGGAAAUGUAUCAUCUGUUUAUGGAAUUGUGCAUGCCUUUGAGCAUCAUUACAUCACAAACAUCAUCGAGUUUAACCUCCGCCAUGUCUCCUUUCCCCAUUCUUCUGAUCGCCAGUGCAAAAUUCCCAUCAUCCCUCGGUACCUUAACAAGAUGGCGUCCAUGCAUGGACGACCAAAAGGACAAAAAGAUCUUUCGGAAUUUGGUUUUCAACCAAAGAGGCGGAGAAGUGGUGAGUGAAAAUAAAUAUAUUGGCGUUACUUGUACUUGUGUCUGGUGUUUUCUUUUUUCGUAAUUUUCUAAUUAGCAAGUUAAUCGGUGAUAACAUCACGCAUGACCAACAACGAUAUUCUGAAACGAAUGCCGUUUCUUUAAUAGAUCUGUUUCUUUCUCCUGUUAAAAUGCCAUUCAAUGUACACUUAGAGCUGAUUCAAAAUGGUUCAAACCUUUUAAAGUGUUUGAAAUAUAGCAUAAAAGAAACGUUGUAACUGUUGCCCAAUUACAAUACCCACAGUCACGCAAACUGUAAGUGAGAAGGCUAAACAUCCCCUAGCAAUAGCAUGCAUUACUUUCUAGUGUAAUAUUCCACCUUUCGUUUUAAGUUUCCUUCAUGUCAAUGAUUUUUUCUUCUCUAUAGAUGAAUCACACUCUAUUUCUACUGUCACUGAUACAAUCCCUACAACUUCUAUCACGUCUAACACAACCUCAGUAACUGAAUGCAGAGAACUUACCAAAGUGAAGAUCCUCUGUUGAUCUCUCCUUCAGCUCUACAACUGUCCCUGCUUCUAGCAAUGUGCCCAGCAGUAAUGUAAAACCUGUUCCAGCCCAAGAGAUGCUCAAGACAUUAAAAACCUCUUUCGCUGAUGGCAACUUAUAUAGUUCCUAUCACUGCCAAAACAAGUGCAUGAACCUUUCACCUUCUGAGUUGCAAAAACAGAAGGAACUGAAGUUCAAGUUUAACCACAACGGGCUAUUUGCAGACUUCACAUACUGCAAGCAGGCUGGCAUUCACUGGUUGGUUUUCAGUGAACAAACUCUUGGAAUGUUUUGUAUACUGUGCAACAAACAUGGUGCUCAGAAUGAACAUAACAAGUCCAAAACGAUGAAAUUUUGCAAACUAGCUCUAGAAGAACAUGCAGCAAGCAAGCAGCAUCAUGCUGCCAUAACCGCUGAAAUGCUAAGCCGAGUUUCUGCUUUUCAUAAAGAAUAUGUAAACCAGGUAAACUCCAGAGAUGAAGUGCUAUCUAAUGUUUUUCAAGCUUGUAAUUUCCUUGCAAAGAACGAAAUUUCAAACAGGAAGUUUAUCUCCUUUCUUGAAUUUCUUGAGCAAGUGGGACUAAAGGAUAUCCAGUAUUUUAAGCAUCGCUCUGAGUUUUCAGUUAGAGAGAUAUAUCUGACCAUUGGCCAGAUAAUUAAAGAGAUGAUACUUGAACAAGUCCGAGAAGCAGGAAUUUAUGGCCUUUUCGCAGAUGAUGCCACUGACAUCGCAGUAAUGGAACAAAUGGUCACUGAGUAG